CGGAGCGGAUGGGGGCGCUGGAGGAGGCUGGUCCUCUCUCGGAGCUCCUGCUUGCAACUCUGAGCGGCUUCCUGCUCUCUCUCCUGACAAACGGCUCAUUCUCAUCGCUGAUCACGUGCUUCGCUCUCCGGAUCGGCUGCAGGAAGUUGGACUUGCUGCGUUUUUUCCCUCCUCGCUCGUCUUGACAGCCUUGUUUUCUCCUCCCCCUUUCUCCUGUUUUCCCUCUGGCUUCCAUCUCUCUCUUCAGCCGGCCGUGAGAGAGAGACAAGAGCCGACAAGCUGGCUCCGUGAAGCCGCAGGAGCUGGCGGUGAUCACCCCCCCUCCUUCUCACCCCGGACACAGAGAGCAGGUCAUGGAGGCUCUGGCGGAGGAGAAGGGGCUCUGGGCGUCGGACGACUCGCAGCCCCUGCCUACUUUGAGCCCGGCCGUGCCACCCUACGUCACUUUGGGCCUGACGGUGGUCUACACCGUCUUUUACUCUCUCCUCUUCAUCUUCAUCUACAUCCAGCUCUGGCUGGUCCUGCGGUACCGACACAAGCGCUUCAGCUACCAGACCGUGUUCCUGUUUCUGUGCCUGCUGUGGUCGGCGCUGCGCACCGUGCUUUUCUCCUUCUACUUCAAGAACUUUGUCACGGCCAACACUCUGGGACCCUUUCCCUUCUGGCUGCUCUAUUGCUUCCCCGUUUGCCUGCAGUUCUUCACGCUCUGCCUCAUGAACCUGUACUUUGCGCAGGUUAUUUUUAAGGCAAAGUCCAAAUAUGCACCGGAGCUUUUGAAGUACAGGCUGCCACUGUAUCUCACCUUCCUGUUCAUCAGCCUGGUGUUUUUAGUUGUCAAUCUGGUGUGCGCCCUGCUGGUGAGGAUGUCCUCUGCAGAAGCCCACACCAUCGUGCUGGUGAGGGUCGCGAUCAACGACACGCUCUUCGUCCUGUGCGCCAUCUCGCUGGCCUUGUGUCUUUACAAGAUCGCCAAGAUGUCGCUGGCCAACAUUUACCUGGAGUCCAAGGGGACAUCAGUGUGCCAGGUGACGAUUAUAGGAGCCAUCGUCAUCCUUCUGUACGCAUCCAGGGCCUGCUACAAUCUGGUGGUGUUGGCACUCUCAAACAAGAGUAUUAACUCCUUUGACUAUGACUGGUACAACGUUUCAGACCAGGCAGACCUACAGUCGACUCUGGGCGACACCGGCUACAUCGUCUUCGGAGUGAUCUUGUUCGUGUGGGAGCUGCUCCCCACAUCUCUUGUCGUUUUCUUCUUCAGAGUUCGACAGCCUAAACUGGACAGGAGCGGCACUGGGCUUCCUGGUCACAUCUUCUCCUCUAGGGCCUAUUUCUUUGACAACCCGCGGCGUUACGACAGUGACGAUGACCUAGCGUGGAGCAUAAUGCCCCAAAACAUCCAAGCCAGUCUCGCCGCCGACAGUUAUGAGUGGGGGAGCCAAAGCGGCGGCAUCGGCGCCUACAUCGGCGAUGACAGUUGCAACUUCACUCCUCCAGAGGAGCUCAGCCACUACUGACAGAAGGCCAUGAUGACUUCCUCGGACCUGUGGCUUUGU
This is a messenger RNA of Maylandia zebra (zebra mbuna), 1553 nucleotides long. It is a transcript of the gene gpr137ba, whose product is annotated as G protein-coupled receptor 137Ba. The record is from RefSeq and is a predicted model, not a curated record. Gene Ontology annotation, cellular component: lysosomal membrane. Lineage: Eukaryota; Metazoa; Chordata; Actinopteri; Cichliformes; Cichlidae. Gene Ontology annotation, biological process: negative regulation of osteoclast differentiation; negative regulation of bone resorption; regulation of autophagy.